This is a messenger RNA of Boleophthalmus pectinirostris (great blue-spotted mudskipper), 1412 nucleotides long. RefSeq names its product regulator of G protein signaling 1 (gene rgs1). The transcript is spliced from 4 exons. Bases 421 to 1107 code for a protein of 228 amino acids. Lineage: Eukaryota; Metazoa; Chordata; Actinopteri; Gobiiformes; Gobiidae. The record is from RefSeq and is a predicted model, not a curated record.
CUGUGGGCCCACCGAGAUGAUUUAUAUUAUUUGAGUUUGGUGCUACACCGCUACAAGCACCUUAUGGUAACCAGGUGAGGGCAGAGGGUGCAGUAAGUACUUGGACCAGUCUUCAGAUCUGGAUUCAGCAUUGUGGUUAGUUGACGUUGUGGCUUUACCGAGCUCAAGGGUUAUAUCCAUUUCGAGUUGAUGGGGGAAACCAGAGGAAACCCAUCCAAACAUGGUUAAACAUGCAAAGUCCAAAGGCCACACCUGAUCAGGUGUGGUCUUGAUAUGUUGAGAGAAUCUGAAAAGGAGAGUGAAUGUCUGUGUUGUUCUGCUCUAUAAUGGGCUAUUAGGCAGGAUGUGGCCUGCAGUAGGUCCAAAGAAGUUGGGGUAUUGGUGUAUAAACUUGAAUUAGACCUCUUUACUGUUUAUUAGAUGAGGUCAGCUCAAAUCACUGCACGCGUGUCUCUGGGUGUGUCAGGGUUGGGAGGAUGCCCUGUCUCUGUAGCACCAGGUCUUUGCAUACAAAUUUCCAUAUAUUCCAUCGAUGUUGGGGAGGGCCAGAGGGGCUCAUUUAGAUUUGCUCUGUCACUUGACUCUGACUCAUUUCCAAACAAUCACAACUCCAUCUUCAGACUGGCGGGAUCUUUUAGUCCUUCUCCCUUCGUAGAGGAACACGAAGAUGGCAAUAAAGGUAGGUUGUGUUGCUUUCCCAAGGAUCCACUUGAAGAUGUUGAGAGUUGGAGUGAGUCAGUUGACAAAGUCUUGGGCUGUAAAGCUGGACAGAUAGCUUUCCAACAGUUUCUGAAAUCGGAGUACAGCGAGGAGAAUAUACUGUUUUGGCUUGCAUGUGAAGAUUACAAAAAAAUUAAAUCAGCACCAGAAAUGAUAUCCUCGGCCAACCGGAUUUACUCAGAGUUUGUGCAGACAGAAGCGCCCCGACAGAUCAACAUAGAUUGGGGCACCAGGGAAAGCAUAGGCAAAAACAUCUCACAGCCCACCUUGAAUUCAUUCGACACAGCUCAGAAACUGGUGUACAGUCUGAUGGCCCGGGAUUGCUACCCACGCUUCCUCAAAUCUGACAUCUAUCAGGGACUGCUGAGGAGAAAUGAAUCCAGGUGACUGUUUCAAACAAGAGCCGGCUAAAUAUUAACAGUCAGCAUGAGUUUUCCUGUACUUCUGCCUUCGCCUAUUCUGCUGUAGCACCCUUUUAUUCCAGUGUGGAUAACAGGUUUAUGCCAUACAACUCCAUGUAGUGUGACUCAGUAGACAGACACCCAACACUUCAGUGGAAUUUGUAUGUUGUACUGUAUAAUUAUUCCCCCUAUACAGGAUCAUUUCUGUUUGUAAAGUAUUAUCUACACCUUUGAUUGAAGACUAUAACUAUAACUUCUCUUAUAUCUCUGAAAAAUUAAUAUUUUACAAAU